ACUGCAUUCUCGGGUGUUCUCCGCGGUCUCCACUGAAAGAUUGAGGAUGGAACCAAACAUUAAAAUCAGUUCAAGUAGCCCCCAACCAUAAAUGCACAAGUAAAGCGCCACGUAGCCAUUCAAAUGAACACACAUUAAACGAAUGGACAACUACAGUAAUGAAUUUUUAAUGCGUCUCUACACAAUGGAUAAAACGAGGAGGGGGGCAGUUGAAGGAUAUCUGGCAGGGGUGAGCCCGCACCGUUUGAAAGGAAAAGUAGGAUUGGAGCAGUGACGUUAUCUGCUGGAGCAAGAGAGGGAGGGAGGGAGAAAGAGACGGACACUGGUCUCCAUUAGCUCAAAACCCGAGGAGACACUUUGGGAUACUUCGGCUGGAAGAGUUCUUUGGAUUUUGUCCCGUUUAGAUUGAAUAUAUGGUUUUAAGUAAGAAAAACUUGUUGACUGUUGAAGUAUCGGAAGUUUGAGCGGUUUUUCUGGUUUUGGGUUGGUGUAUUUGUGAAGGAUGGCGCUGGACGGUAUACGAAUGCCCGAUGGCUGCUACGCCGACGGGACUUGGGAACUGAAGAUGCAUGUGACCGACCUCCAUAAAGACGUCUCCUUGCGGGUCACCGGGGAGAUUCACAUUGGAGGGGUCAUGCUAAAGCUCGUGGAAGAACUCGAUGUAAAGAAGGACUGGUCAGACCAUGCGCUGUGGUGGGAGAAGAAGAAGACAUGGCUGCUGAAGACGCACUGGACGCUGGACAAGUACGGCAUCCAGGCGGACGCACGGCUGCUCUUCACGCCCCAGCACAAGCUGCUGCGCCUGCAGCUGCCCAACAUGCGCCACAUGAGGGUCAAGGUCAACUUCUCCGACCGCGUCUUCAAGGCCGUCUCCGACAUCUGCAAAACCUUCAAUAUCCGUCACCCGGAGGAGCUGUCUCUGCUCCGUAAGCCCCGUGACCCCAAGAAGAAGAAGAAGAAGCUGGAGGAGGUGGAAGAGGACCCACUGGAGCUGGAGGGACCCCUGCUCACGCCUGGAUCAGGGAGCAUCUACUCCAGCCCUGGCCUGUACAGUAAGACGAUGACCCCCACCUAUGACUCACGGGAUGGUAGCCCGUUGUCCCCCACCACGGCCUGGUUUGGGGACAGCCCGCUGUCCGAGGGCAACCCCAGCAUCCUGGCCGUCAGCCAGCCCAUCUCCUCUCCCGACAUCCUGCUCAAGCUCUACAAGCCCCAGUCCCUCCUGGACAAGGCCAAGAUCAACCAGGGGUGGCUGGACUCGUCCAGGUCUCUGAUGGAGCAGGACGUUAAGGAUAACGAUGUGCUACUGCUGCGGUUUAAGUACCACAGUUUCUUUGACCUCAAUCCCAAGUACGAUGCCAUCCGUGUGAACCAGCUGUAUGAGCAGUCCAAGUGGGCCAUCCUGCUGGAGGAGAUUGAGUGCACAGAGGAGGAGAUGAUGAUGUUCGCCGCCCUGCAGUACCAUAUCAACAAGUUGUCAAUCAUGUCGUCCGACAAUCACAUGAACAACAGUGAGAAAGAGGUGGACGAGGUGGACGCGGCCCUGUCCGACCUGGAGAUCACUCUGGAGGGAGGGAAGACUUCCAACACACUGGGUGACAUCACCUCCAUUCCUGAGCUGGCCGACUAUGUGAAGGUCUUCAAGCCAAAGAAAUUGACACUGAAGGGCUAUAAGCAGUACUGGUGCACGUUUAAAGACAUCACAAUCUCCUGCUACAAGAGUCGAGACGAGGCCAACGGAACCCCCGCUCAUCAAAUGAACCUCAGAGGUUGUGAGGUGACUCCGGACGUCAACAUCUCUGGUCAGAAGUUCAACAUCAAGCUGCUGAUUCCCGUCGCAGACGGCAUGAAUGAGAUCUGGCUGCGCUGUGACACGGAGAAGCAGUAUGCCCACUGGAUGGCGGCCUGUCGCUUGGCCUCCAAAGGCAAGACCAUGGCGGACAGCUCGUACAACCUGGAGGUGCAGAACAUCCUGUCCUUCCUGAAGAUGCAGCACAUGAGCCCGGACCCCCAGUUCAUCGCCGCCGAGUUCACCAACACGGACAUCAACCCCGAGUGCCUGGUGUCUCCGCGCUACCUGAAGAAGUACAAGAACAAACAGCCAGGGUUUGUGAGGGACAUGAUCUCGGCCCGGAUUCUGGAGGCCCAUCAGAACGUGGCCCAGAUGAGCCUGAUCGAGGCCAAGAUGCGCUUCAUCCAGGCGUGGCAGUCCCUGCCUGAGUUUGGAAUCACCCACUUCCUGGCCAAGUUCCAGGGAGGCAAGAGGGAGGAGCUUAUUGGAAUCACCUACAACCGCCUGAUCCGCAUGGACGCCAGCAACGGAGACGCCAUCAAGACCUGGAGGUUCAGCAACAUGAAGCAGUGGAACGUCAACUGGGAGAUCAGAUGGUGACGGUGGAGUUUGCGCGACGAGCCCAGCCUUGCGUUUAUCUGCACGGAGGUGGACUGCAAGGUGGUGCACGAGUUCAUCGGCGGCUACAUCUUCCUGUCCACGCGCGCCAAGGACCAGAACGAGUCUUUGGAUGAGGAGAUGUUCUUCAAGCUGACCAGCGGAUGGAUCUGAGCAUGCUCCAAACCUGCCGACAGGAACGGGGUGGGGGGGGGGGGGGGUCUUUUGUUUUUGUUUUUAUUUAGUUUUUUUGUUUGUUUUGAUAUUAUUAUUUGCCAUGUCUAGUACACGUGGCGUAUGGUGAUCUUCUUUACAAAGCUGACAUAAAAGCUGACAUUUAGCAGUCAUUAAUGCUCUUGACCGCAAUCAUAACACUAAUGUUAACUUAAAAGAGGCAGUCCAGACUUUGACAAGUAAUCAGAGAGAGCUACACGUCUCCUGUGUAUGGGAUGACCAGAGGUGUGCUUCGUGCGGAGAGCAGCAUCUCUCUGAAGACCUUGCGUCCAUCACUUUGCCUUACGGGGAAGUUUCACGCAAAGCUUCAGUUCUGCGCCCGCUGUAGCUUCCCUGUUAGGGUCUGCAGACCUUGCAACGCCACACCUUCUUGUGUAGGAACGGUUUUUAAUAUGCAAACUGAAGUUGAGUACGGCAGACGUUCUUCAGAUUUCGUUAUGUGCAACUGAACUUCUGCAGUGUCCUGUCCCUGGAUCCGGGGUUUGGAAGCAUUGAUGUGGUCGGUCACCUUGGCCUUAUGAUGUUUGCUAGAGAAUAUUGGAGCGCAUGCUAUUUAUUCUUGACCAGCUGGGUCCGCGUUCCUUCAUGCCAAUGUGUAGGCUAUGGGUUUGUGUGUGUGGAUGUGUGGGGGUGGGUGUGUGUGUGUGUGUGUGUGUGGAUGGUUGUGUGUGUGUGUGGAUGGUUGUGUGUGUGUGGGGGUGUGUGUGUGUGUG
Messenger RNA from Alosa sapidissima (American shad), 3336 nucleotides. RefSeq names its product FERM domain containing kindlin 2 (gene fermt2). Gene Ontology annotation, molecular function: integrin binding. Gene Ontology annotation, cellular component: extrinsic component of cytoplasmic side of plasma membrane; focal adhesion. NCBI's taxonomy places the organism in Eukaryota, Metazoa, Chordata, Actinopteri, Clupeiformes, Clupeidae. Gene Ontology annotation, biological process: integrin-mediated signaling pathway; cell-matrix adhesion. The record is from RefSeq and is a predicted model, not a curated record.